AUUCAUUCAUUGUGCGCUGCUCGUGCAGUGAGGACGUUGUCUGCUCUAACAACAAUUCAAGAAGUGUUGUUUAUUAUUUGUAGUUGAAUAUUAAGUGAUCGACAGUGUAGUUUUUAAUAUCGAAACCAAUUCAGUGUUUGAGCACAGAUCACGCACUUUGAAUUCAUUUGGAUUUGCGUACUGCAUCAGUGGCUAAUUGAAGAUCAGCGAAACGCACCAAAAUGGCAAAUGCAGCGCAUCAAUCAAUUGCUUUAGUAUUCCUAGCCCUAAUUGGCCUGGGCCUAUGGCAGACAUCCGUCGAAGCAUCAGUCACCAAUGAAGACUUGAGCGGAACACUUAAAUCGCUGAUCUACUCGUACAAUCAGCUGGACAACAAGCUGGAGCGGCACGAGCAUCGGGAACGUGCCCUGGGCGAACUAAUGAAGAAGGCGAUGCAGGCCUUGCAGAAGGGCCAGAAGAGUUUAGAGCCCAUAAAUGGCAUAUUUGGACGACUGGACGAACGUGUCAGUCAGAUCGAGACAAUGCUGAUCACACAAGAGGAGAAAUAUAAUGCACAGACGGACAAGAUCAAUCAGGCCAUGGAUCAUAUGUUCAAAUGGAUGCGUGAGAAUGACGAGUGUUUCAAGCAGCCCAAGGCUAUAGCAGCACCAGCUCCCACUCCAGCUCCCGCCCCCGCACUGCCCAAUGCCUUUGUCCAGGAGCAGCAGCAGAUCAACAAACAGCUGCUGGACGAGCUCAAGCAGCUAUCGACGAGUGUCGCCAAGCUGCUCGAUAGCAAUAAGCAGUCCGCCCAACAGACCCAGGAGAGCUUCGAGCGCAUGCCCAAAGCUGAUAUGCUAUUGACCCAAAUCGAGAAAAAGCUGCAGGAGCACAGUGAUGCUGCCGCUGCUGCCUCCGCCGCCGCUGCUGCUGCUGCGGCUGCUGCUGCUGCUGCCGUCACUACAACAGUUGCUCCGCCCAAGAACGAUGAGUUCGAGCUGCAGCUAAUGGAACGUCUCGGCGCGUUGAGCACCGAUGUGGCACAGCUGCGUAAUGCCCCACCAACGGCUCCACCAGAACCACUCGGUCUGAAUGAGAAGGACAGAGCCUAUAUCCAGGAACUCAAUAACGAAACACUCAACGCACUGGCCGCACUCAAGACCGAAUCCUUGUCGGCCCAGGAAACAGCAUUGCGCCAGACGACAGAGCAUCUGCAGCAGACGGAAGCGAACGUCCAGGCUGAUCUGAAGCUGUUGUCGGUAGAUAUCAAUUUGCUCAACCAGCUCUACAAUGAGAUCAAUGCCAGCCACAGCAAACUGAAUGACGGCUUCGAUGCGCUGGGCACAUUCAAUGGCAUCAUGAUGAACAACUCGGAAGCGGUGCAGGAUACGCAGCGCAAGGUGGAGUUUGGCACGCUGCAGAUUGUGCAGAAAGUGAGUCAGCUGCUGGAGCAGCAGGUGGCUGAGCUGACGGGCUUAGUGAAGACACGCUUCAACGAACUGGGCGAUUUGGUGGUGACCACCCAGCAGGAGGACAAUCGCAACAUUAGCGGUUUGCUGGACACGGCCUUGGAGCAGGUGUGGCAUCGCAUCGAUAUAAUGGCCAGCGAGAUUCGUGAGAGUCGGGAAAUGCUCGGUCUGAUGGAGGCCGGACAAGUUGGCUAUGUGAACAGCACGUUCAGCGCCAUGCUCAGUUUGACCAACAAAGUGGAGGAAACCAAGAAGUACAUGAUGGACAUGGACGGUAAUUUGAACUUCCUGCUGGGCAGGCUGUCGCUGAUGUCCAGUGAAUUUGCCAACAUUAAAAAGGGUCUCGCCGACUCACUAAAUGAUUUACGCAACUCCUUUCAAAUGAUACACGAGCGCAUGCCGAGCUCCGGUCCCAAUAAUAAUAAUAUCGAGAAAAAUAAGUAUCUGACCGAUGUGAAUCUGUUGUCCAAGCGACACACCCAGCCCGAGCGGGAAUAGAGCACACAGCUGCCGCAUAUAUACAGAAAUGCAAAAUACACACAGAUAUACAACCAAAAAAAAAAAAUAAUAACUAAUACUAGAGCUUAAGCAAACGAACUUACAGUUAAAACCAUCAAAUAUUUAUGCAAAACACAAUUUGACAUGAUUCAUUUGUAAAUCUCGGCAAAUACAUUUCGUUUUUGAAUAACAAA
Messenger RNA from Drosophila grimshawi, 2140 nucleotides. Its product is annotated as FK506-binding protein 5. Gene Ontology annotation, cellular component: plasma membrane. The record is from RefSeq and is a predicted model, not a curated record. NCBI's taxonomy places the organism in Eukaryota, Metazoa, Arthropoda, Insecta, Diptera, Drosophilidae. The transcript has 5 exons. The coding region runs from base 222 to 1946 and encodes 574 amino acids.